Molecule: messenger RNA, 2768 nt
Organism: Habropoda laboriosa
Lineage: Eukaryota; Metazoa; Arthropoda; Insecta; Hymenoptera; Apidae
Gene: Tmtc2
Product: transmembrane and TPR repeat-containing protein CG4341
Exons: 10
Coding region: 160-2670 (836 amino acids)
Biological process (GO): protein O-linked glycosylation via mannose
Cellular component (GO): endoplasmic reticulum membrane
Molecular function (GO): mannosyltransferase activity; protein binding
Source: RefSeq, a predicted model, not a curated record
ACCGCCGUACGGCGAGCCGCUGGAGCCAGGAGGUGGAGGAGGAGGGGCUGUGGAGGUGGUGGAGGAGGAAGGCCCGCGGACGUGCAACAAGUUAAGAGGCCGCCGCCGCCGCUACCGUCGACAUCGCUGCCGCCGUCACGGUCUGCGCCACGAUGUGACAUGGAUAUCCUAGCCGUAGCCUGCGCCCUCGUCGCCACGGCCCUCUACUGCAACACCCUGCAAGCGGGUUUCGUCUACGAUGAUCGAAGAGCAAUCCUGACGAAUCCCGACCUGCUAUCCAGCACGCCGUGGUCCCGGCUGCUGGAGAACGACUUCUGGGGCACACCUCUCCACGAUCGAGGCUCCCACGGUAGCUACAGACCUCUCUGUGUAGCUACAUUUCGUCUGAAUCAUCUUCUCGGAGGUUUAGAACCGUGGGGUUAUCAUCUAGUGAACGUGGCCCUCCACGCUGCCUGUACCAUACUCGUGGUCAGGGUCGCCAGAAAGGUACUGCCGGGAAGAAACAACCUCGGCCACGCGAUCUCCGGCUUCCUGUUCGCUGCACAUCCGAUUCACAGCGAGGCGGUGGCCGGCGUAGUUGGCCGAGCUGAUCUUCUCGCUUGUCUGUUGACCUUGUCGGCGUUCCUGGCAUACAGUGCACACUGUGAACGCACCAGGUCGCCGUUCCCUCUGAUCUUGGCUCUGGUGUCGUCAACCCUGGCCACUCUCGCCAAGGAAACAGGAAUCUCCUCGCUAGCCCUGUGUCUCCUAUGGGAACUGUGUCGUGGAGAGUCCAGUCGAAAGGUGAAUUGCGGUCUGACCCGAACUCGUAGCAUCGGUAUAGUCUCCGGAAGUUUAGCUCUGCUAGCUCUAGGCAGGCUAAGGAUCACCGGUACCAGGCCAGAGUUCGCCAGCGCUGACAAUCCAACAGCGAGGCAUCCUUCACGCAUGACCCGCGGCCUGACCUUCUUCUAUCUACCCGCAGCCAGUGCGAAAAUGUUGAUCUGCCCGAGUACGCUGAGCUUCGACUGGUCCAUGGACUCCGUACCACGAAUCACCAGUCUUCUAGACUCGAGAAAUCUCGAGUCAGCCUGUCUGUACACCGCGCUGAUCGGAGCCUCGAUCUGGACAAUUCGAACGCUCCGACGACCGAUCAGAGAGUCGAACGUGCAUUUCGUACCGUAUCCUCGGUCCAUCUCGUCCAGGUGUCCAGUCUGCGCGGGCAGAAGGACCGGAGGGUGUCACACGGACGGCUGUCGCGCGGCUAACAACAAUAACAACGGGCCGAUGGGCGAUUGUCACUGCGCUAAAAGGCCUAACAGCGGAUCGACGGCGAACAACGGAUUCGUCAGCAGACAGGCGGCUGCCAGCGGCGUCGCUGCAUCGCUCGGUUUCCUCGUGCUUCCCUUCCUACCGGCUAGCAAUCUCUUCUUCUACGUGGGCUUCGUUAUAGCCGAGAGGAUCCUUUACUUACCGAGCGUUGGCGCGUGUCUGAUAGCCGGAGCCGCGAUCUCUGGCUCCUAUCGGAUAGCUAGAAGACACGGAUCGAGGAGGAGAGGCAGGGCAGUGCUGGUGGCCACUGCUCUCCUCGUCUGUUUAAUGUCGGCGAAGACGUUGUUGAGAAACGCAGACUGGUACGACGAGGAGAGCCUUUACAGGUCGGCGCUGCACGUGAAUCCGCCGAAAGCUUAUGGUAAUUUGGGCAGCGUGCUGAGCGCCCAGGGACGCGUCGCGGAGGCGGAGGAGGCGUUCGUCCAAGCGCUUCGCUAUCGACCGAACAUGGCGGACGUGCACUACAAUCUGGGAAUACUGCAGCAGGGCAGAAAGAAUUACGAGAAGGCGAUUCUGAGUUAUCAGCGGGCGAUCCAUUUCCGGCCUUCGUUAGCUCAGGCUUACGUGAAUCUGGGCGCAGCGCUCGCCUCGGUGGGACGCGGAACGGAAGCGGCUGUGGUUUUGCGGGCCGGAGCAUCCUUGGACGGGUCUGGUCUCAAGGACAAAAGGGCUCACGAUGCGGCCAGGGUACAGGCCCUCCUUCAAUUAGGCGCACUCUACGCCGAUCAGGGCAGGCUACAAAGGGCCCUGUCCGCGUACAGAGAGGCACUUCACACGCUACCGGAUCACUAUCCACCACAGAGCGUUUACAAUCUGCUGGGGGAAACUCUGUCGAGGUUGCAACAGUACGCGGAAGCGGAAAGGUGGUUCCAAGCGAGUCUGGCCAGCCAGCCUGACCACGUGCCGGCCCACAUCACUUACGGAAAACUUUUGGCCCGAAACUCGAGUCGCGUGCUGGAGGCAGAGAGGUGGUUCCUGAGGGCGCGUAGGCUAGCGCCGGAUGACUCGAGCGUGCACCAUCAUUACGGACUGUUCCUGACGUCGCAGGGUCGGCUCUCAGAGGCGGCGGAGGAGCAGCUCCGCGCUGCGGAACUUUCCAGAUCCGAUUACGAGCUGUCGAUGGCGGCGGCGUCCGCGUUACGCCAGGCGGACCGUUUGGAGGACGCGGAAGUGUGGUACAGGCACGCGGCCAGCCUGAGGCCACACGAGGCGCGUAGUCACACGAACCUCGGAGCGAUCCUUCACCUGAACGGCAAAUACAAGCAGGCGGCAGCCGCGUACAGCGAGGCGUUGAGGCUGCAACCAGGUGACGCGACCACCAUCAUGAACCUGCACAAAUUGGCGGCAAUCCUCGCGUGACCACGUCACCAAGUCACCAGGGACAGCAUCGAGAGAGAGGAGAGUGUGUACGAUACGACCCCAGGAAGAACCCUCUACCGAAUCGCCGUAUUUCCUCG